This is a messenger RNA of Hevea brasiliensis (rubber tree), 1876 nucleotides long. RefSeq names its product plant UBX domain-containing protein 7. The transcript is spliced from 10 exons. Gene Ontology annotation, molecular function: ubiquitin binding. Lineage: Eukaryota; Viridiplantae; Streptophyta; Magnoliopsida; Malpighiales; Euphorbiaceae. Gene Ontology annotation, cellular component: nucleus. The record is from RefSeq and is a predicted model, not a curated record. The coding region runs from base 222 to 1589 and encodes 455 amino acids. Gene Ontology annotation, biological process: proteasome-mediated ubiquitin-dependent protein catabolic process.
UCUUUUGGUUUUGGCUUAGCCGAAAAUUAUAAAACAAGAGAACCGCUCUGCAAUAUUCUUUGUACUUUUUCCUUUCUUCACCUCUCAACACAAUUUCUCUAUCUAACCCUAGAUAUCAGCUGAUUUUCUCUCUACGAAUUUGAAAUUGGCAGUUCAUUAGAGCUACGUUUCGUCCUUUUUAUCUGAUAUUUAGGGUUUGGAUUUGGGGAUUAUUUUUAGCUAUGGAGGGAAUGUUGUCCAGCAAUGAUAAGCAGGGCAUGGUCUCUUCCUUCCUUGAGAUCGCCGUUGGCCAAACCGCCGAGACUGCUAUUCAGUUCCUCCAGGCCACCAGUUGGAAACUUGAGGAAGCUCUUCAGUUAUUUUAUGUAGGCAAUGAAGCUGGGCCAGUUGCAUCUGUAUCACAUUCUCCACCAACAGAAAAUGCUAAUACCUGGGCAGAUGAAAAUACUGGUGGAUUGAAGGGCCAGGAAAAUGAAACUGUAAAUGUUGGACAAGAUGGUGGAGAGGAAGUGCGCCCUCCUUUGCCAGUUGUGAGGGAUACUCUUUAUGAUGAUGCAAUGUUUUAUAGAACAUCGAGGAUAGGUUAUCCUCCUAAUGAAACCAGUUCAUUGGUUGCAUUUCGCAACUUUGAUGAGGAAAUGAGACGUCCAGGAGUUUGGGAAUCAGACCAAGGUGCCACAUCUACAGCAGAAAACCCUCGAGAUAAUCUUGCUUCUUUGUACCGUCCUCCAUUUCAUCUAAUGUUUCAUGGUUCAUUUGAAAAGGCAAAAGGUGCUGCUUCUGUUCAGGACAAAUGGCUCCUGGUGAAUAUACAAUCCACAAAGGAGUUCAGCUCUCAUAUGCUUAAUCGGGAUACAUGGGCAAAUGAAGCUGUUGCUCAAACCAUCAGUACUAAUUUUAUCUUUUGGCAGGUAUAUGAUGAUACAAGUGAGGGGAGGAAAGUCUGCACAUAUUACAAAUUGGACUCUAUUCCUGUGGUGCUUGUCAUUGACCCAAUAACGGGACAAAAGAUGCGUGCAUGGAGUGGAAUGAUACAGCCUGAGAGUUUGCUAGAGGAUCUAGUACCAUUCAUGGAUGGUGGCCCGAGGGAUCACUAUGCAACUCUAUCACAUAAGCGCCCAAGGGGAAGUUCUCAGGCUCCACAGAAAAGCAAAGCAUCCUCAGUUGAAACUAAUGAAGAAGACGAGGAAAUGCUACGGGCAUUGGCUGCUUCUAUGGAGGGCGUGAAAGACUCAAAUAUAGUUGCUUCUGACAAUAAAGAUGCAACUACUGCUGAAAAGGAGGAAGAAUCAUGCUCAACUAAGAAACCCACAUAUCCACCACUGCCUGAAGAACCCAAGGGUGACAGGAGCAUUCUUUGCAGGGUUGGACUUCGUCUUCCUGAUGGACGUAGGGUUCAGAGAAAUUUCCUAAAAUCUGAUCCAAUACAGCUGCUGUGGUCAUUCUGCUAUUCCCAGCUAGAGGAAACUGGCAGGCCAUUUCGCUUGACCCAGGCAAUCCCAGGAGCAAAGAGUCUGGAUUAUGACAGUAAAUUGUCUUUUGGAGAGUCAGGACUGGCCAACUCUAUGAUCUCAGUUGCAUGGGAAUGAAAAUGGACCUUAAAUGGCUUUUGAAGAAUUUUGAUUAAGAGUUGCCUGCAUCCUUGUUUUCUUCACUUUUGCUUGCUUGUCGAGACCAGUGCCUCUUAGAACCGUUAAGCCGUACCUUGGUUUAUUUGUUAUGUAAAUUCUCCCUGUUUCACUAUGUUCUGUGAAUCUGUAGCUGUUUAUGCACUCAAGGUUAUUUAAUGCUUAGACAUUAUAGUAUUCCAGUGGUGCAUACAGUUUUCUAAUACUCUGGAUGCUCUGUUUAUUUUAAUCAUAUUAUUGUCUGAUUC